Syngnathus acus (greater pipefish) is the source of this 2994-nucleotide messenger RNA. RefSeq lists its product as uncharacterized. Gene Ontology annotation, molecular function: RNA-DNA hybrid ribonuclease activity; nucleic acid binding. The record is from RefSeq and is a predicted model, not a curated record. Gene Ontology annotation, biological process: DNA integration. The transcript has 2 exons. Bases 25 to 2853 code for a protein of 942 amino acids. Lineage: Eukaryota; Metazoa; Chordata; Actinopteri; Syngnathiformes; Syngnathidae.
AAAGCAGAAGCAUCAAAAUGGAGAAUGAUCCAGGAUUUGAGAGCUGUAAAUGAUGCAGUGCAGACCAGGGCACCAAAUGUUCCUGAUCCACACACAUUACUAAAUUCAUUGCAGCCAAAUAGGACUCAUUUCACCGUGAUUGAUUUGAGUAAUGCAUUUUUCUCUAUUCCUGUAGCUGAUGAUUCUCAGUAUUGGUUCGCAUUCACAUACAAGGGUCAGGGGUACACCUACACCAGAUUACCACAAGGUUUUACCGACAGCCCAACCAUUUUCACACAGGCUAUCAUGAACUGUAUGGCUGGUUUCACACCUUCAUCUGAGAGUCAAGUUUUGGUCUACGUUGAUGAUAUUUUAAUUGCUUCAGAAACAAAGGAAGCAUGCAGACGUGAUUCCCUCCUCCUUCUGCAACAUCUAGGCCAGACAGGAAAUAAAGUCAGUAAACAGAAGUUACAAUGGGUAAAACCAGAAGUGAAUUAUCUUGGUCACACACUCUCAGCAAGGGGAAGAGCAGUACAACAGGGCAGGAAACAGGCUAUAUUAGACACACCACGACCUGUCACAAAGAAACAACUUAUGUCUUUCUUAGGACUAUGUAAUUACUGCAGAGCCUGGGUUCCACUCUAUGCUGAGAUGGCUCAACCAUUGAUAGAGGUAGCUCAUGGACAGCCAUUAGCACUCAAAGAUAAAAUCACGUGGACACCAGAAGCAGAAGAAGCAUUCACAAAAUUGAAAUUGGCAUUGGUUCAAACAGCAAAUUUGAUCCUACCUGACUACAGCAAAAGGUUUAUGCAAACAGUGGACUGUAAAGAUGGGUUUAUGACAUCAGUACUGACUCAACAACAUGGCAUGAAAUGGCUACCAAUAGCUUUCUAUUCCAAAAGACUUGACCCUGUAGCUAGAGCUUUGCCACCAUGUGUUCAAGCUAUAUGUGCUGCUGCGAUGGCAGUAGAAUCGUCAGCAGAUGUCAUCUUGUUCCAUCCCACAGACCUGUUUGUACCACAUGCUGUUGAUGUGUUGUUACUUCAAAGUAAAAUGAAUAUGUUGUCUCCAGCCAGACAUUUGUCUUAUACAGCUCUGUUACUGUCACAGCCACACAUAACCAUUAAGCGCUGCACUGUAUUAAAUCCAGCGACUUUACUCCCUACACCAAAUGAUGGAAUACCUCAUAAUUGUGUAGAGGAAACUGAACAACUGCAGCUACCCAGAGCAGAUUUGUCAGACACACCACUCACCACAGGUAAAACGUGGUUUGUAGAUGGGUCUUGCUCAAGAACACCAAUAGGAAAAACGCAGACAGGUUAUGCUGUAGUGGAAAACCCAGAUACAGUAAUAGAAGCAGCAACUCUUCCUUCGCGUUUCUCAGCCCAAGCAGCUGAAAUCAUUGCGCUGACUAGAGCUUGUACUCUAGCAGAUGGACAAGACCUAACUGUAUACACAGACAGCCAGUAUGCAUUUUCAACAGUUUUUUACUUUGCAAAACAAUGGGAAAGGCGUGGAAUGAUAACUUCAACAGGAAAGCAAAUAACACAUGCACAACUUCUAAUCCAGCUCCUCCAGGCAGUAAUGUUGCCCACGAAGCUUGCAAUUUGCAAAUGUGAGGCACACACACGGAGGAAAGACUUGGUGUCACUAGGCAAUGCCUUAGCAGAUAAAAUAGCAAAGGAAGCUGCUAUAGGAAAAUACGGAACCUCAGACCUAUUUCUGAGAUUGCCGUCAGAAAAGGAGGAACUAAUAAAUACACAGAUCUUGCAUGAUAUGCAACAUUCAGCCCCUAAACAAGAACAGAAGAUGUGGAUUGCUAAAGGUGCACAACUGACAGACAAAGACAUAUACAUUGUAAAUAAUAAGCCUGUUCUCCCUAAAUCCCUUUUUAGAGCGGCUGCAAUUUCGACACACGGUAGUACUCAUGUGUCGACAGGGGGGAUGCAGGAGCUAAUAUCACAACACUUUACAACGUAUGGUUUCAAUUUGUACUCAAAACUUUUUUGUAGAGCGUGUGAAGUCUGUAUAAAAAAUAAUCCACAAGGGAAUGUAAGACCAAAGAGAGGAAAAUUCCCAGAACCAGCAUAUCCGUUCCAAAUGCUGCAUAUGGACUUCAUAGAACUAAACAGGUGUGGACUGUACAAAUACUGUUUAGUCCUAAUAGAUGCCUUUUCAAGGUGGACAGAAAUAAUCCCAGCAAAGAAUGCAGAUGCUAUAACAGUAGCAAAGGCUAUCUGCAAGACCAUCAUUCCCAGUUUUGGUAUCCCAGAGACCAUUUACAGCGACAACGGACUACAUUUUGUCAAUUCAGUCAUUCACAAAAUGGCUGAACAUUUGCAGAUUACAUUAAAAAAUCAUUGUUCCUAUCAUCCAUCGAGUGCUGGCCUUGUUGAACGGACAAAUGGAACAAUUAAAAAUAGAUUAACCAAAUGCAUGGCAGAAACAGGAAGACCAUGGCCCGUAUGUCUAGAUUUGGUAAAACUCUAUAUGAGGAUUACGCCCUGUAGCAAGGGUUUAACCCCUUAUGAGAUCAUUCAUGGCAGAGCAUACAGGCUCCCUCUGUUCUCACAUGAUUUAGACAAAGCCGCAGAAGAGCUAACUCUAGCCGACUACAUGAUCAAAACCAUGCAAAUGAAAGAAGUCUCAAAUGCAAAUUUACUGCCCUCCACUCCUUUAUCUCCACAGGAUGACUCAGCGAAACCAGGUGACUGGGUCUUCAUCAAAGUAAUCAAAAGAAAGACGUGGUCUUCACCCCGGUGGGAGGGACCAUUCCAAGUCCUACUCGCCACACCCACCGCUGUCAAGAUUGCAGAAAGACCCAGCUGGAUACAUCUCAGCCACUGUAAGCUGCAGAGAGUGCUUGGCUCCUAGGCCUCGGUCAGGGCGAAGUCUGGCUACAAAGGGGGUGCCAAUUAUAGUUUGGCAUCAGUCUCAAACCGGUGAAGAACUAAGAACCCUGACCAUUUAGCUCCCUAGGGGUUCAGGUGGCUCUGUGGAACUGAACGGAAAAUG